AUGGUUUCGAAAUAUGAGAAGAAAAUGGCUCUGGAAGAAAGUCCCCUAACUCCUGGGAAAGACAGGGUAAGGAAGAGACCUGUCAGAAAUGUGGACAGUUUUACUGCUCAAGCUAUCCGCAAUUUGUUAAUGGAGCUGCACAGAAAAGGAACACAUUUCACCCUGAAAACAUUCCUUCAUCGCAUUCGGGAGAGGGGUAUUGAAUUUGAGGGAGGGCGUGAAUCCCUCAGAAAGGUGUUGCACGACAAGGGAUUUUAUUAUGAGAGACGGAAUGCUACAGCUUUUCUAAAGGAAAUGCACAGAAUUGCAGAGCUGCGCUUUAAAUUUCUCAAAUUCUUCCACCAGUUCUACAAUGAUGACAAAUUUUCCCGAAAAUACCUGGAUGAGACGUGGAUUUUCCAGCAUGGAUCUGGCGUCUCAUACCAGUGGACCAAUGGUGACUGGCGGUGCCAGAGGUCCAAACAAAAGGUUGGAGGAAUCCGGUACAUUGUUGUGCAUUGUGGUGGGGAAAAUGGAUUCGUUCCAGGUGCCCUCUUGGUUUAUCACUCCAAGUUGAAGCCAAAGCCUGGCAGUGAUUAUCAUGGAGACAUGAACAGCUCCAUUUUCUCUACCUACUAUGGUAAGAAAGUGAUCCCAAAUGUCCAGGAAAAAUCUGUGUUCUUCAUGGAUAAUGCAUCCUACCACAAAUUCCAGGUGAUUAUUGUCAUUAAUACUCUUGUUAGGAAGGACCCAAGAUACAAGAAACCCACAACAAAUGCCUCAAAAGCUAGUAUGGUGGCCUGGCUUGCAUUUCACGGGGUAAUUGCUGACGAAGUUCAUUACACCCAGAAGGAAUUAUAUGAUUUAUGCAGAAAAAUUGAUGUGAAACCAGUUUACCCAAUUGUGGAUAUGACUAUCAAAGCUGGUCAUGCUAUUGUUUGGACCCCACCCUACCACCCAGAGUACCAGCCUAUUGAGCUUGUGUGGGGGAUUGCCAAGCGGUACUUUGACAGCCACAUAGAUGAGAUUCCCCAAAAGUGGCCACAAGCUAAACAUUCUGAUGCAGUGAUCCUUCUGUGGAAAGAGUCGCUUUCCACAGUGACUCCAGAUGUGUGGAAAAAUGUUGUUCGGCAUGUGGAGAGCAGGAUUCUGAAGGACUAUGAGGACCAAGUUGGUAGAUUUGGUGCCUGUGCAGUUCCCCACAGGAUCAUCAUCAAUCUUGGAGAGGACAGCGACUCGUCUGAUUCAGACCCAGAUGAUCCUCCUCCCACAGAGGAUGGUGGUCCACUUCAAGGGGGUCCUUCCUUCAUUACUCCACUCUCUCCACUCCUGAGAGAAGUAACUGGUGUGACCCCUUUACCUGAUGCUGAGGCUGCUGAGUACCUGUCUGUAGAUGAGUCAUCGUCUCUAGCUUGGAGCAUGAUAGAUAGCAGGUGUGUUUCUUAUGGAGCAAUGCAGGCAGCUCUUGAGACAAUAGCAACACCUGAAGUGUUAUUUACUCAUGAGGCAAUACAACUAAUGUCCUGCAAGCCCAGCCUGUCUGCUGAACCUAAGAGGCAGCAUUCGCCAAAUCAUGCUGAACAGAAGAGCCAGCAUUUGCAUGAAAGCAGUGGAGCUAGGGAAGUAGUAGUUUCUUCUGAAGACGAGUCUUCACAACAGGAGCCACUCAGCAUUUCGUAUGAUAUUCAGGAACUUUCUAAUCUGAGCCCAGAGACUCCAGUUAUUGUAAAAUUUGGAAUCACCAUGACAGUAGAAACGUUGUCAGUUCUGCUGUCAUGUGAAUGGCUGAAUGAUGAGAUCAUACUGUUUUAUUUAAAUCUUAUCAAAGAAAAAAUGAAAGGCAAAAAAAUUCAUGUAUUUAGCUCUCACCUGUACACCAAAAUGAGUACUGACAUUCAAUCUGUAAAGAAGUGGACCAAGAAUGUUGACUUAUUGGAUUGUGAUGUUAUUUUCAUGCUAAUUUUCAUUCCUGACCACUGGUGCUUAUGCGUGAUUGAACCACAGGCAUAUGAAAUAACCUACUACGACUCUCUGGGUGGCAGAAACAACCACUGUUUAAAUAGAGUACUGACCUAUUUAAGCACAGAGCAUGGGUGGAAGAAAAGAGCUGGCCCCUUUCUAUUUAAUAAGUGGAAAAAAAACCAUGCUAGUGGAAUAGGUAGUCAACCAAACUCAUGGGACUGUGGUGUUUUUGUGUGUUACUAUGCCCGGAUGGUUGCUGAGGGAAACACCAUCACAGAUUCCAUCGAGUGGCUAACCAACAGGAGGAGGCAGAUGGCCAAGGAAAUUCUGGCAGGUGUCCUUCAGGAUCACAGUGCAGUUUGCACUUCCUCUGAAACUGUAACUUGCCAACGUGUUACUGUACCUCAUAAGUGGGAGAGCAAAACUGCUGGGUAUGGAAUCAAAAACGUUGGCCAGACCUGUUUUGCUGCAGCCAUCCUACAGGCACUUUUCAACUGUGCACCCUUUGUUGCCUGGCUGCUCAGUGAAAGUGAAAUGUCCCACCGAAAGACUUGCCAGCCUGGAAAAUUUUGCCUCCCAUGUGUUUUGCAUGAAUUGUACUCUACAUCAUUAAGAACUACUGUAGAUCCCAGUGCUCUUAUAAAGUCCCUAAGUGAUUUCUGGCCUGAGUACAUCAUGGGCACACAGCAAGACUGCCAUGAAUUUUUAAUAAAGUUACUUGAGAACAUAGAAAUACAGUGUGUCAGCAGGGCUGAACAUGUCAUUUCUCCAAUUCAGCAAAUAUUUGGUGGUAUUCUUCGUUAUGUGGUGUCUUGCAAUGUAUGCAAGAGGAAGUCAAUAACAGAGCAGAGCUUCAAGGACCUGCCUCUUGACGUAACACCGAUCCUUAAUAACUCAAUUUCAAAUUUUUUUCGUGCAGAGGUUAUUGCAGGCUACAAAUGUGUUGGCUGUCACCAACAUGUCCAAUGUACAAAAAGGGCUGAAAUAGUACAACCCCCUGAAGUUUUAUUGAUCCAAUUAAAGAGGUUCACAGGUGAUGGUAAGAAAAUAAAAAUAUUUGUAAAAUACAAUCCAACCAUCACCCUAUCAUCCACAAAGUACAGUUUCAAAUGUGCCGUGACCCAUGUUGGGGAUGGUCUUGCAGACGGACAUUAUGUGGCUGUUGCGCAGUGUCCAGAUCAGUUGUUUAGGCACUUUGAUGACCAAGAGGUAUCUUCAUUUACCCUUGCAAAAUUACCUGGGUUUGCCACUAAAGAUGUCACCCAAUACAGUACUGCUCUAUUCAGCAGACUGAUGUUGUCUGAUUGUGUUUCCCGGCUGGGCACCUGAACGAAAUAGGAGCCGCAUAUGACGUCACCGAUUUCGGCGGUUUCUCAGGUCGGA
Messenger RNA from Frankliniella occidentalis (western flower thrips), 3324 nucleotides. RefSeq lists its product as uncharacterized. Gene Ontology annotation, biological process: protein deubiquitination. The coding region runs from base 1 to 3270 and encodes 1089 amino acids. Lineage: Eukaryota; Metazoa; Arthropoda; Insecta; Thysanoptera; Thripidae. The record is from RefSeq and is a predicted model, not a curated record. The transcript has 16 exons. Gene Ontology annotation, molecular function: nucleic acid binding; cysteine-type deubiquitinase activity; cysteine-type endopeptidase activity. Gene Ontology annotation, cellular component: cytosol; nucleus.